AUUUAUCUGAAUUUGAAUUCCAUUUGGAAUCAGCGAAUUCUGAUUCAAAAUCAUGUCGACUAUUGGUUAUAUUGGUGCUUCAAUUUGUCUUCUUGGAGUUCUUUCAUCUCUUUUCUCAAUUAGUCAUAUUGUUAGAGAUAUUAAUUCUCUGCGUGAUGAAGUUGAAGGACGUGUUGAUGAAUUCAAAGUAUUAGCUGAUGACACGUGGCAACGUCUUCUUGUUCUUCAAUCCCCAACUGGAGAAACUGAAAAUGUGAUGCCAUCGAUCUUCCGUUCAAAGAGAUUCGUCUAUCCAGGAAUGUGCAAUUGUGACAGUAACUCUCAAGGAUGCCCAGCUGGACCACCAGGACCACCAGGACUUCCAGGAAAGCGUGGAGAUGAAGGAGUUGUUGGAGAUCUUGGACGUUCUGGAGCAUCUGGAAUCUCACUUGCAGCUGUUCAUCACAUUCCAGGAGGAUGCAUCAACUGCCCAGCCGGACCAGCUGGACCACCAGGACAACAAGGACCAGUUGGACCACAAGGAUUCCCAGGAGUUGUUGGAACAUGUGGACCAUCGGGAGAUGAUGGACAACCAGGACCAGCUGGACCACUUGGAGAUAAGGGAGCCCAAGGACCAAAAGGAUUCGAUGGAGCCGAUGGACCAGAUGGCAUGCCAGGAACUGCAUACUUCCCAGGAGCUGUUGGACAACCAGGAGAGCCAGGAUGGUUGGGACAACCAGGACUUCCAGGAAAACACGGAGAACCAGGACAAGAUGGAGAAGAAGGACCAAAGGGAGCACCAGGAACACCAGGAUCAAAUGGAAGAGAUGCUUAUCCAGGACAACCAGGAAAGGCUGGAGAGCCAGGAGCUGUUGGAAAAGACGCCAACUAUUGCCCAUGCCCGGCUCGUCGCGACUCAAAGACCGAAAGUGUUCACGAGCCACCAGCAGCUUCCCAAAAUGGAGGUUACAGAAAGGCCAAGAGACACUAAACGAAGCCACAGUAAAUUAUUAUCUUUUUUAUUAUCCUGUUUUUCAUUCAAAACUUUUAAGAAAAUUAAAUUCGAAAGAAAUUCAUUUAAAAAACUUUUUGGUAUAGGAAUGACGUGGGAUUUAGCUAACAUUGAACAAUUGAAAUAAAACACUGGGAAGG
Messenger RNA from Caenorhabditis elegans, 1131 nucleotides. RefSeq names its product Putative cuticle collagen 90 (gene col-90). Gene Ontology annotation, molecular function: structural constituent of cuticle. The transcript is spliced from 2 exons. The record is from RefSeq and is marked reviewed. Lineage: Eukaryota; Metazoa; Nematoda; Chromadorea; Rhabditida; Rhabditidae. The coding region runs from base 53 to 970 and encodes 305 amino acids.